UAACCCAAGUUUAAUAAUGUGUUGUCAUCAUAAGGAAGAAAUGACCUCUCCUUCUAAUAGUAAAGUAGAGGUAUCAAAAUGGGAGGACUAUGGAAGGAACCUUAUAGAUGAAUCACAAAGCUGCAGAUGUUUCCUUGUUCCCCUUUCUUUAUUCAAAGAUCAAGGAUAAUGGCAUUCAUUAAGAUCAUUACAAGAAAAAAAAAUCAAGUAAGUGCUUCUUGUUUUCUACAUGCUAACUCUGCCGCCAAGCCUUGAUGUGGCACAGGAUGCAGCAAAACUACCAACCAAGCAGUGCCAGUAGGUUUGAACCUGAGUGGAAAGGCGGCCUUAAAAUGAGAGGGCUACAGCUCCAUGAGGGCUGAGAAGAGCCCUCCAGAGAAAACACUCUUUUCCUACAGAAGAGGGAGGGCUACGCCAUGCCUUCACCCACAGCGUGCCACACCGCUGAAGGCUGUGCGCCUCGGCUGCGCCCGCUCCGCGCACACCCCCCUCCUCCAUUUGGGCGUACUCACUGCGAUUUUGCACCUCAGUUCUUUCGUUUAACGCCUGGGUGGCAGCCGCGCGGAGGGGCGGGUUCCCGGGGUUCCCGCCCAGGGCCGCCCGCUGAGGGGAGGGCGGUGAUGCGGCCUCGGUGCUCAGCGUCCGUAUGUAUGUGUGUGUGUGUGUUUUUCCGCAGAACCCGAGCGUUCUUCUCACAGGUUUCAAUGCAGUGUGAAGAAAGGAUCUUCUGGUGCGUGCCCGUCCUUGCCGUGAACAAACCGGUGUGUCUUUAACCUGGGGACGCGAAAAACGUUGGGGACAGAAAGAGGUUUGAUCUGGCCAGCUUUCCUUGGCAGGCAGCCUUCCUUCUGCUGGAAGAAAGCUGUAGCAAAUGAUACUCCCAUCUGCUCCUGUGUGGUCCACAGUGCUUACCUGGGUGUGGGAAGUACGUCUUUACACUGCUGCUUGCUUCAGGGUAACGCUUUAAUAAGGGAACACCACUGCCUUUUGGUACCUGAUGAAAAUCUUCUUUGUCUUUUUGCUGCCAAGUGCGGGAUGUUGGCCUGAUGAAGUACUGACAUGACAACUGUUUACACGGUGAAGUGAACAAACUCCUUCCUCUCUGCUGUCUCUUCAGAUUUCAGUGAAUGCAGUUGGUAUCGCUGUGUUGCCUAGCCUGCAUGUGGCUUGGGUGAGCCCAGUGACUUACUUUUUCCAGCUCUGAAUGUCAGUGCUUUGACCUAGGACUGCAUGUUAUAAACUAGGUUGCAAGUAGCCCUCUGGCUCUGGUUGGAGCUAAGGAAACAAGCAAUAUGCUGAAGGUACAGAGGGACUCACCCAGUGUGCUGUGGCCCUGAAGUGCACACAAGGUCUGACCUCCUGUCCUCCGCACAGGCUGGCAUUCACAGGUGCUGGAACAGCAAGGCAGCUCUGAACAGCCACCAGUAUCUACCAGUAUGGAAGAAUUAGGAGAUAGGGGAAUUAAGGAUGCUUACCAGAACGCCAAGUGUUGUUGCCCAAGUGUUCCUUCUUCUAAGCGUAAUUCUUAUCAUUGCUAUUGCAGUGAUUCAGAUAAAUCAGCAGAAGAUCCUCUCCCCAGGCCUUAAGUAUGGAAUAGUCCUCGAUGCUGGAUCUUCACGAACUACAGCCUAUGUCUAUGAAUGGCCAGCAGAAAAAGAAAAUGAUACAGGAGUAGUGAGCCAAACCUUCAAGUGUGAUGUGAAAGGCCCUGGUAUAUCCAGUUAUGAGCAUAACCCAGGAGCCCUUGCGAAACCCCUUGAUGAGUGCCUGAAUAAGGUCAAGGAGAGAAUCCCAGUUCAUCUACAUAAGAGCACUUCGAUUUAUCUGGGGGCUACAGCUGGCAUGAGACUGCUGAGGUUGCAAAAUGAAACGGCAGCCAAUGAAGUCCUUGCAAGCAUUCAAAACUACUUCAGAGCACAACCUUUUCAAUUUAGGGGUGCGCGUAUCAUAACUGGGCCAGAGGAAGGGGUGUAUGGAUGGAUAACAGCCAACUAUUUAAUGGGCAAUUUCUUAGAGAGAAACCUUUGGAGGACGUGGGUCCAUCCAUACAGGAAAGAGACCAUGGGUGCACUGGAUCUCGGAGGAGCUUCCACUCAAAUUUCUUUUAUCCCAGAGGACUCUCAGGAGAACUUCAAUAACACCCUGCAAGUGAAGUUGUAUGGUUACGACUACAAUGUCUACACUCACAGUUUCCAGUGUUACGGGAGAGAUGAAGCUGAGAAAAGGCUUUUAGCAUUGUUGCUCCAGAAAUCAAGCACCAAUUCCAGUGUGGAUAAUCCAUGUUACCCUCGGAAUUACGAGACUGCAUUAACAAUGAAGUACUUCUGUGGCAGCCUUUGUACACAGUCUCUGAGACCAGCAAACUGUUACCCAAACCAAUCUGUAAUCUUCCAUGGAACAGGAGACCCGGGUCUGUGUCAGAAGAUGGUUUCAUUAUUGUUUAACUUCACUUCUUGCAGAAGCCAAGAGGACUGUCCAUUUAAUGGAAUCCAUCAACCAAAAGUUAAAGGGAAUUUUGUGGCUUUCUCAGGAUUCUACUACACAAUUAAUGCUUUGAAUUUAUCUGGGCGUUUUUCUCUAGCUGACUUCAAUUCAAGUAUGUGGUUUUUCUGUUCACAAAGCUGGACCCAGCUCCAGUUUAUGCUACCUAAAUCUGAAGAAACAUACGCUAGAUCCUACUGUUUUUCAGCCCAUUUUAUUUAUUACUUGCUUGUACAUGGCUACAACUUUGAUGCAGGAAAUUGGCCACAGAUACACUUUCAAAAGCAGGUGGGAGCAGCCAAACCCGGCAAUAUUUUUCUGUAUUUAGCCAAGACCAUAAAAAUACUGGGCAAAAUGGAAACCCAAAAGGCUUAUUUGGUGCAUAUAAUUUGCAUGAGGGCGAUUGUGAAAGUCCAAAAGAAAGACUACAUCCUCUUAACCAGAUCUGCCCCUAACUAUUCAGAUCCAAUUCAGACUAUUCAGAUCUAGUGUAACAAAGCUAUCCCGGAGAUAACAGCACAGUUGCGUCUAAGAGUAUAUACUGAGAAGUGUGGAGGUUUUUCUCUGGCCCAUGCUAUAAAAGUAUAUUUGCUUUUAGUUAGCAAAAGCUUAAGAACCUUAACACAAUGCUAAGAUCUGUGCCAGAUGUAGAACUGUAUGAUUUGCAAAAGUUCUGAACCCCAUAAUGAGAGGUUUUCCCUCUUAUCAAUGAAAAAUCACCUUAGUCCACCUUACUGCUUUGCUCAGUCUGUUGGAUUUUAGUUCUUGUUGCUGUAGCUUUUUCCAUAUUAUUUAAACAAAAGGUAUUAGGAUAUACAGAACUACAGAAAUGAGCAAAUAUUAUAGGUUCUUGUAGUCUCCUACAACCAGUAGGACUGCUUAAAUUUGUUCAUUAGCAUUAAAUUUACCCUGUCCUCCUCUUUGUUCAUGUCUGUUGGACUGUGAGUUUUUUAUUUGCUUGAAUUAAAUUUAACAUCCUAGGAUUUGGCUAAAACAGGGGAGGAAUUCUAAGAAUUUGCACUAGUGCUGAUUCUUUAAAAAUGUUUCAUGCACACAAAAUCCUGUAACAACAGGCUGUCUGCUUGUAUGUCACCCAUCUUUGUGAUCAAUUUAUUAGCAACCUCUUGAACUGAGAAAAAAAAAAAAAGGCAAUUUUCCUUGAUAACUUCAAAGACAGUUG
Molecule: messenger RNA, 3661 nt
Organism: Numida meleagris (helmeted guineafowl)
Lineage: Eukaryota; Metazoa; Chordata; Aves; Galliformes; Numididae
Gene: ENTPD3
Product: ectonucleoside triphosphate diphosphohydrolase 3
Exons: 13
Coding region: 1468-2970 (500 amino acids)
Biological process (GO): nucleoside diphosphate catabolic process
Cellular component (GO): plasma membrane
Molecular function (GO): UDP phosphatase activity; GDP phosphatase activity
Source: RefSeq, a predicted model, not a curated record